Parus major (Great Tit) is the source of this 1900-nucleotide messenger RNA. RefSeq names its product canopy FGF signaling regulator 2 (gene CNPY2). Lineage: Eukaryota; Metazoa; Chordata; Aves; Passeriformes; Paridae. The record is from RefSeq and is a predicted model, not a curated record. The transcript is spliced from 6 exons. Gene Ontology annotation, cellular component: endoplasmic reticulum. The coding region runs from base 148 to 1506 and encodes 452 amino acids.
UCCGGGGCUCAGACCGGGAGCACGGCAGGACGGACCCGGUCUCGGUCCGGGGUUCAGACCGGGGGCACGGCGGGACGGACCCGGACCCGGUAUCGGAUCGGAGCUCAGACCGGGAGCACGGCGGGACGGACCCGGAUCCGGGCACAGAUGAGGCUGGCACCGGGAGCACGGCAGGAAGGACCAAGGCUCGGUCCGGGGCUCAGACCGGAGCAGGGCGGGACGGACCCGGUUCCGGUCUCCGUUCGCUCCCGGACCCGGUCUCGGUUCGCUCCCGGUCUCGGAUCGGGGUUCAGACCGGGGACAGGGCGGGAUGGACCCGGUUCCGGUCUCGGUUCGCUCCCAGACCCGGUCUCGGAUCGCUCCCGGUCCCGGUCUCGGAUCGCUCCCGGUCUCGGUUCGCUCCCGGUCCCGGUCUCGGUUCGCUCCCGGUCCCGGUCUCGGAUCGAUCCCGGUCCCGGUCUCGGAUCGCUCCCGGUCUCGGGUCGCUCCCGGUCCCGGUCUCGGAUCGCUCCCGGUGUCGGUUCGCUCCCGGUCCCGGUCUCGGAUCGCUCCCGGUCUCGUAUCGCUCCCGGUCCCGGCACGCGGCUGAGCCGGGGCGGGGGCGUGGCCAGGUCGGCUCAGCGGGCGGAGUCACGCCAGGCCCCGCCCAGUCGGGGCCGAGCGCCACGCGGCCGGGCCCUGGCAGCGGCGGGGCCCUCAGCGCCCGUCCCGGGCUGCCCGCGCUGCCGCCUGCUCGCGGGACGGCCCCGCCGUGGCCCGAGGAGCCGCCCCUGCCGGUCUGACCGGUCCGACCGGCUCCUCCGCCCUGCCCGGCUCGGUCGCCGCCCGCUCCGAGCGGCCGUGCCCCGCGGCGGUGACAGCGGAGCCCUGAGGAUGAGGGACCGGAUCCCGGGAAUCUGCGGAGCCCUGAGGAUGCGGGGCCGGAUCCCGGGAAUCUGCGGAGCCCUGAGGAUGCGGGGCCACAUCCUGGCCCUGCUGGGCCUGGCCCUGGCCUUGGCAUCGCUGCUGCCCACGGCCGGAGCACGCCGGAGCCAGGACCUGCACUGCGGAGCCUGCCGGGCGCUGGUGGACGAGCUGGAGUGGGAGAUCGCCCAGGUGGAUCCCAGGAAAACCAUCCAGAUGGGCUCGUUCCGCAUCAACCCCGACGGCAGCCAGUCCGUGGUGGAGGUGCCGUACGCUCGCUCGGAGGCGCACCUGACGGAGCUGCUGGAGCGCGUCUGCGAGAAGAUGAAGGAGUACGGCGAGAAGGUGGAUCCGGCCACGCACCGCAAGAGCUACGUCCGGGUCAUCUCCCACGACGGCACCAAGAUGGACCUUUCCGGAGUCAAAUUCGACGGGGAUGUGACCUCCAGCCUGAAAUUCGCGUGCGAGAGCAUCGCUGAGGAAUACGAGGAUGAGCUCAUCGAGUUUCUCUCGCACGAGGCUGAGAACGUCAAGGACCGGCUCUGCAGCAAGAGGACGGACCUGUGUGACCACGCGCUCCACAUCCCACACGACGAGCUGUGACUGCCUCCUCCGGAGCAGGGACCGGGACAGCGCCGGGACCCAGCGGGGCGUCCCCGGGACCCAGCGGGGUGUCCCCGGGACCCAGCGGGGUGUCCCCGGGACCCAGCGGGGCGUCCCCAGGACAGACGGAUCUGCCGGGACCUCCACGGCUCCGGAGCCGCUGCCUCGCCCCGUGCGGAGCUCCCGUCCUAUUUAUUCCCCGUCCGGGGACACCGGGACGGCCACGGGGCCGGGGCCACGUCCUCGCUCCUGCAGGGACAUUUCAGGGACAUUCCUGCCCCGCUGCUGGGGGACGCGGGGGAGACGCUGGGGCUCAGCCCCCCAUGGGUGGGGGGUUUGGGGACCCCCCUCCCUGCUGCAGGCAAUAAAGGGGCCGUGGGCCCACCCGAGGGCA